Messenger RNA from Cannabis sativa, 834 nucleotides. RefSeq lists its product as uncharacterized. Gene Ontology annotation, molecular function: RNA-DNA hybrid ribonuclease activity; nucleic acid binding. NCBI's taxonomy places the organism in Eukaryota, Viridiplantae, Streptophyta, Magnoliopsida, Rosales, Cannabaceae. The coding region runs from base 1 to 834 and encodes 277 amino acids. The record is from RefSeq and is a predicted model, not a curated record. The transcript is spliced from 2 exons.
AUGGUACAAUUGCGCACCAAGCAUCUGCAUGUGAGCUCUCUAUGCCCUAUUUGUCAAAGUGAAGAUGAGACUAUCCUUUAUAGACUGGUCUCUUCUCCUGAAUCUACACUUUGUUGGAAUCGGGUGGGAAUAGGCACUAGUAGUACGCCUGAUAACACUUUUCUUGACUGGUGUAUUAUUUCGUUUAAGGCUUUGGAUGUGGAAAAACGUUGUGUCUUAGCCAUGAUUUGUUGGGCUAUUUGGGAAGCUAGGAAUGACUUGGUGUGGAACAAAAAGGUAACGCGGGUUGGUGACAUUGUUGCUUCAGUAAAUAGAUAUCUUGAUCAAUGGAGACAUGCUCAAAACUCUACUCUAGAGGUAUCAUGGCCUGGUAUUCAGGCGGGUGAUGGGGCUGAGCAUUGGAUUUUACCACAGGUUAAUAGUAUCAAGAUCAAUGUGGAUACAACUAUGUUUGAGAGGGAGAAUGGCUUUGGAUUUUGCAUGGUGGCUCGAGAUUCAAACGGCUUUCUGAUCGAAGGUCGCACUACCUUCUUGACCGGUCAAGUAGAACCGAAAGUAGCAGAGGCAAUGGGAGUCCGGGAAGCACUUUCUUGGAUCAAAGAUCAUCAAUGGCAGUCGACUUCUCUUGAAACUGUCUGCCUUUUAGUUGUGCAAGUCCUGGGAUGCACUUUUUCUAUGAUUUCUUUAUUUGGACAUGUAAUUGAUGAUUGCAGGCCUAAUAUAGUGGCUCAUAACUUUGCUAGAGCUGCUAUACUAUACCCUGAUUGUCGUUUCAACUUGGAGGCUGUUCCAACUGAUUUGCUACCUUGCUUAGUAGCUGAAAUUAAUGGUUAA